UUCAAACUCGCUCCUAUUCGUGAUCAAACUUCUGCUGCCGUUUGCCUACUAGAUCUGGCUUGGACCUUGAACAGGUCUGCAAUUCCGGAUCCGCUUCUGGGAGCAGGGGUUCUAUCGAGAGAAAGAAAUUCAGUCAAGGGCGAGGGAAGAAGACUAUGGUAAUUGGUGCGUAGCGUUCUGACGGGAGGAUGAGGAACAACAAGGAGGAAGAGAAGAAGAAGGAGAGCUCUCUUAAUCUGGACUGGAGAUUCAACCAGACUCUAAGAAAUGUGCAAGGGUUACUGAAAGGCCGUAGUUUUCCUGGUAAAGUUUUACUAACUCGAAAGCCUGAUCCUCCAAACCAAUUCAGUCCCACUAAACAUCCUUCAGAUAUUGAGAGUUCUUCGGAGAUUGAUCUUGGACGUGGUGAAAGUUCAGACAAUUUUGAUGAGGGGGAAAGCCGGGCUACUGGGAUUGUUGCAAAUUAUGCGAUCCCUCAGAAAUCAAAGGCAUCAAUUGCAGGCAAUGACAGUAAAACUGGCGAAUCCCAAAAGUCCCCGUCUGGGACUAGAGCUACUGAUUCAGCAAGAAUUGCAAGGUUCACAAAAGAAUUGUCUGGUCCAACUGUUGUAUUAGAUGCACUACGUCAGCUUGCUUGGAGUGGUGUGCCACCAUACUUGCGUCCUACUGUGUGGCGGCUUCUUUUGGGAUAUGAACCCCCUAAUUCAGAUAGAAGGGAUGGUGUUUUGAAGCGGAAGCGUCUUGAAUAUGUUGACUGUGUUUCUCAAUAUUAUGAUAUUCCUGAUAGUGAACGUGCAGAUGAGGAGGUUAAUAUGCUUCGGCAGAUAGCUGUUGACUGUCCAAGGACUGUGCCUGAUGUUGCUUUCUUUCAGCAACCAGAAGUUCAGAAAUCGUUGGAGCGAAUACUUUACAUAUGGGCCAUCCGUCAUCCAGCUAGUGGAUAUGUACAGGGAAUAAAUGAUCUUGUUACUCCAUUUUUUGUCGUUUUCUUGUCAGAGUAUUUAGAGGGAAAUAUUGAGAAUUGGACCCUUUCGGACUUGACAAAGGAGAAAGUUUCGAACCUUGAAGCGGACUGUUACUGGUGUCUCUCAAAACUACUUGAUGGCAUGCAAGAUCAUUACACAUUUGCUCAACCAGGAAUUCAGCGACUUGUAUUCAAAUUAAAGGAAUUGGUUCGGCGAAUUGAUGACCCUGUUUCAAAACACAUGGAACAGCAAGGGCUGGAGUUUCUUCAGUUUGCUUUUCGUUGGUUUAACUGUCUUUUGAUACGUGAGGUUCCAUUCCAUUUAGUUACACGAUUGUGGGAUACAUAUAUUGCUGAGGGAGAUGCUCUGCCUGAUUUCCUUGUCUACAUAUCUGCCAGCCUCUUAUUAACAUGGUCUGAGAAAAUUCAAAAGCAUGAUUUCCAGGAGAUGGUUAUGUUUUUGCAACACCUUCCGACACAGAGAUGGACCCACCAAGAACUGGAAAUGGUCCUUUCAAGAGCAUACAUGUGGCAUACCAUGUUCGAUAGUUCACCUAGUCAUUUAGCCAGCUAGAAAAAUGUAUUAUUUGAAAUUCCUUUUAGCUUCCUCCUUUGUCCAUUUAUUCUUCAUUUUGUAUGUCUUCUGCGCAUCUAAAAUCACGAGCGAUCAAACUUCCUGUAAUUUUUCUUUUGUCCAUUUGAUUGUUUGUGUGUAACAACCUUGUGGAGGAUGAAUUUAUCAAAUGAGCUUAUGAACUGAAAAGCUUGGGUCCUUGUGCAAUGAAGUGGAAGCAAAUAAAUUGAAUGAGUGGCUGAAGGCAACGAGGAAAACAAUUUUCCA
Nymphaea colorata (pocket water lily) is the source of this 1805-nucleotide messenger RNA. RefSeq names its product GTPase-activating protein GYP1. The record is from RefSeq and is a predicted model, not a curated record. The coding region runs from base 189 to 1538 and encodes 449 amino acids. The transcript is spliced from 11 exons. Gene Ontology annotation, molecular function: GTPase activator activity. Gene Ontology annotation, biological process: activation of GTPase activity. NCBI's taxonomy places the organism in Eukaryota, Viridiplantae, Streptophyta, Magnoliopsida, Nymphaeales, Nymphaeaceae.